UCCUUUUGUAUUCCUAGAGCGCGGUUCUGGGCCUGUACUAGCAAUAAGUAUAAUAUAAAGUCUUUUUACUACCCAUUGUAUUAAUAAAUAAAUAAAAUAUACCAUAAGCCAUAAGGCAUAAGUGCAGACUGCAGAGUAGAGAAUAUUAUUAUCAAUAGAGGAAUAGGCUAAACCAUUUCUAAUUUUUUUGCGCACCGGAAGUUCAGCAUCCUGGCGGGAAACUUUCGGCUGUUCUGACGAGAACGGAUAACAAUGAAUGAAACUAUUUAAACGUUGUGACGUCAUCGCGAAAUCCACCAAGCAAAGCGUUAAAACGUUCUGGCUCAGUAAUCCACAAUGGGAGCCAUAUUAUCUAGAACUUCCAGAAAUCCCGAAAGCAGCGAUCCUGGAUCUUUGGCUAAUGCUUUCCGUUAUCCACCAAAAGCUGGCUCAUACUUUGCUACGCAGUUCAUAAUGGGAGGGGAACGGUUUGACUCUCCCCAGCCAGAAGCAUACUUGUUUGGAGAUAACAACGAUUUGAAUUUUCUAAAUACAAAACCAGUGCCAUUUCCUUAUGUGAUGCCAUCGACUAACGAUCUUGCGAAACCGUUGAAAUGCGUCGUGAAUAUCCGACGGGAAAGUUUACGUCUUGUGAGAAUUCUUAAUGAUUACGGCAUGGGAACUGGAUACAACUUGGAAUUCAAUUUCGAUGUGGAUGUUCCCUGUUAUGUGCGGAUUAUGUAUUUUGCCAAAGAGGACGCCACGAAUCAUUCGCUAUCUUACACAUCCCGUGAUACGUCGCUGAAUUCCGAGAAGUUUUACUAUAAAGCCGGAGCUAACCAGCUGUUCAACCAAGUAUCCCACGUUUUUGAUCCGAGUAGAUUUUCGGAAGAUGAGCUGCUCUAUAACGAGGAAACAGAGGUUAUUCCUGUGGUAAUUCAAUGCGCAACUGAGGAUGAAGAAGAUGGGCGGCAGUGCCAUGCAACUCUUGCCGUCAUUGAGAAAUCUUCGGACGGAACAUAUUCGUUGAAGGCCUUAAAGCAAAAGUUGUACAUCCAAGGCUUAGUUUAUCUUCUACAGGAAGUUUAUGGAAUUGAGAAUAAAACUGCUGGCAGCACUGAGUAUGACUCUGGUGAUGAGGAAUACGAAGACAGCAGUGGAGAUUGUGUGGUGUGCAUGUCGGACACAAGAGAUACGUUAAUUCUUCCCUGUCGACAUCUGUGCUUGUGUAAUGGGUGCGCAGAAUCUUUGCGAUAUCAAGCCAACAAUUGUCCAAUAUGCCGAGCGCCUUUCCGAGCGCUCUUACAGAUAAGAGCCUUGCAGAAGAAAGAAUUGGGCGCAGGUGAUCACGGAGAUGCCGAUGAGAACGUCCCUUCGGGUUACGAAGUGGUCUCCUUGAUUGAAGCUUUAAAUGGCCCCAACGCAGUGCACCCUACCAGACAUCAGCGCAGCUCUCUGGAUUCGCCGACCCUGUCACCGAAAGGCAGUGGACCACGGCACCGAAAAAGAUCGAAAAAGCCAUCUAUUCCGAAAAUUGUGGCAGCUGGCCCAUCGGGCGAUGCUGGUGGACCGGUUUCACCUGGUGCAUCGAGUUUGAAGUCCAGUGGUGGGAAACAUGUUACUGUUGUGCACGAGACGGAGCCUCAGUUGGAACCAGGCAGUCCGACACAGCCUCAACGACUGCGUGAUCAUAUCGAAGUUAUUACGGAGAUUCCAAGUAGAAGCAUCAUUCCUGUUCGGCAUAUGGACGAUGAGGAAGACAACGGAAAAGAUUCUGAUCAGACGACUGACAGUAAUUCCAGUGCACGGAGUUUCAAUACUCUUCUCCGGCAUGGCUCACGGGAAUCCAUUAAUGAACCGGAUGACGACAAAGAUCAACCGGAUGAUGAAAAAGAAACUGAGAAUCUCCCGAAGAUAUCCUCUCCCGUAGCAAAGAAAGGGGAUAAAGAUCUGUGAAAACCUGGUUGUGAGGUUUGAUCAAUGAAAUUUGAAAUGCUGCUUGAUUCUGAUCUAACAUUGCUUACAGCAUCUCAUACUCUGUGCUUGGCUUUCAGUUUAUUCCAGUUCUGUAUUAAUGGGCACUUUAUGGCAGCUGUUUUAUUAUUAUGGAUUUCAUUCAGGUGCGCGCUGGUUACAUCGCAGUGUACAAAAGUUUAAUGCGUGGAAUAUCCGUCCGGUUUUUAGUAAACAUACAGAAUAUGUCACUUGUUUGUCGACAGUUUUUGAGCAUCACACCGCUAUGUAAGGUAACAGAUAUGUGAUUAUGGCAUUUCCUACAUAUAACUAAUGUGUACU
This is a messenger RNA of Paramacrobiotus metropolitanus, 2274 nucleotides long. RefSeq names its product E3 ubiquitin ligase Rnf157-like. Gene Ontology annotation, molecular function: ubiquitin protein ligase activity. Gene Ontology annotation, biological process: protein ubiquitination. NCBI's taxonomy places the organism in Eukaryota, Metazoa, Tardigrada, Eutardigrada, Parachela, Macrobiotidae. Bases 337 to 1935 code for a protein of 532 amino acids. Gene Ontology annotation, cellular component: cytoplasm. The record is from RefSeq and is a predicted model, not a curated record. The transcript is spliced from 11 exons.